Messenger RNA from Penicillium malachiteum, 1227 nucleotides. Its product is annotated as bifunctional chorismate synthase/riboflavin reductase [NAD(P)H] ARO2. Gene Ontology annotation, molecular function: FMN binding; chorismate synthase activity. Gene Ontology annotation, biological process: aromatic amino acid biosynthetic process; chorismate biosynthetic process. The record is from RefSeq and is a predicted model, not a curated record. NCBI's taxonomy places the organism in Eukaryota, Fungi, Ascomycota, Eurotiomycetes, Eurotiales, Aspergillaceae. The coding region runs from base 1 to 1227 and encodes 408 amino acids. The transcript is spliced from 3 exons. Gene Ontology annotation, cellular component: cytosol.
AUGUCGACGUGGGGUGAACAUUUCCGAGUCACUACCUAUGGCGAGUCUCACUGCCGCUCCGUCGGCUGUAUCGUCGACGGUUGCCCUCCAGGCAUGCAGCUCACCGAGGACGACAUUCAACCCCAGAUGACUCGCCGCCGCCCUGGCCAGAGUGCCUUGACAACCCCGCGCAAUGAGAAGGAUCGCGUUGAGAUCCAAUCAGGUACAGAGUUUGGCGUUACUCUUGGUACCCCAAUUGGCAUGAUGGUCCGCAAUGAGGACCAGCGUCCCAAGGACUACGGUGGCAGCACUAUGGAUCUGUACCCCCGCCCCUCCCACGCCGACUUUACCUACCUCGAGAAGUACGGUGUCAAGGCCAGCAGUGGUGGUGGUCGCAGUAGUGCCCGUGAAACCAUCGGCCGUGUCGCCGCCGGUGCAAUUGCUGAGAAGUACCUCCGUCUGUCGCACAACGUCGAGAUUGUUGCCUUCGUCUCCUCCGUCGGCAACGAGCACCUCUUCCCCCCAACCCCCGAACACCCCACCGCCUCCACCGACCCCGAAUACCUUAAGCUGCUAGAGACCAUUGACCGCGAGACCGUGGACAAGUUCAUCCCCGUCCGAUGCCCUCACGAGGAAGCCGGCGCACGCAUGACAAAGGUGAUCGAGCAGUUCCGCGACAACUCCGACAGCAUUGGCGGUACCGUGACUUGCGUCAUUCGUAACGUCCCCGUCGGUCUGGGUGAGCCCUGCUUCGACAAGUUGGAGGCUAAGCUCGCACACGCUAUGCUCAGUAUCCCCGCCACCAAGGGUUUCGAGAUCGGUUCUGGAUUCGGUGGCUGUGAAGUUGCUGGAUCAAUUCACAACGACCCCUUCAUCGUUUCCAGCUCUGCUGAUGGUACCCAGCGUCUUACCACCAAGACUAACAACUCUGGCGGUAUCCAAGGUGGUAUCUCCAACGGUGCGAAUAUCUACUUCCGCGUCGCUUUCAAGCCCCCUGCGACUAUCGGCCAGGCUCAGAACACUGCUACCUACGCUUUGGAAGAGGGUAUUCUUGAGGCUAAGGGUCGUCACGACCCUUGUGUUGUGCCCCGCGCUGUUCCUAUCGUUGAGGCUAUGUCUUCCCUGGUUAUUAUGGAUGCCCUGAUGGCUCAGUACGCGCGUGAGAGUGCGAAGAACUUGCUUCCUCCUCUGCCCAACACUAUUCCCACCAAGCCGGCUACUGCCCCGAACGGUGCCCCUUCUUCCUAA